Messenger RNA from Betta splendens (Siamese fighting fish), 1787 nucleotides. It is a transcript of the gene cdk21, whose product is annotated as cyclin-dependent kinase 21. Gene Ontology annotation, cellular component: cyclin-dependent protein kinase holoenzyme complex; cytoplasm; nucleus. The transcript has 7 exons. The coding region runs from base 344 to 1246 and encodes 300 amino acids. The record is from RefSeq and is a predicted model, not a curated record. NCBI's taxonomy places the organism in Eukaryota, Metazoa, Chordata, Actinopteri, Anabantiformes, Osphronemidae. Gene Ontology annotation, biological process: signal transduction; protein phosphorylation; G1/S transition of mitotic cell cycle. Gene Ontology annotation, molecular function: cyclin-dependent protein serine/threonine kinase activity; cyclin binding; ATP binding.
UCACUGACGGCUCCGUCAAUCACGUGUGACACCACUUUUCUCAUCUUUUUUUUGAAAUGCAUCCACGUUUCCCUGCAGGACGCGGCGUAGAGGAGAAGGUGAGGUGAAUAAAGCGUUUAGUGCAACACGUUAUCGGCGUAAUAACGUCGUUAUUAGUGCGUGGAGCGUCUCUGUGUGCGGUAAUAGCUGGUCGGUACCUGAUAACUUCAUACACAGCCUGAUUAGCUAACGUUAGCUCAUUAUCAUCAUCAUCCUCGGUUCAAUGACAUGUUUAACUCUUGUCACCCCAAAGUGGACGCUUAUUUGGAAACUUCUGGUUAAUUCAUCCUGAAUUUUGAAAACGAUGGAAGUGGGCGAUACAGCGUUGGGCUACGAGCUGCUCGCAGAAGUGGGCGAGGGCACCUACGGUAAAGUGUACAGGGCCCGAGAGGUGGGCGGGAACCAGCGCCUCCUGGCGGUGAAGAAGUUCAACAUCCACAGCGACGCCUCGGAGAACGGCAUCCCCGUGUUCAUGAUCCGAGAGGUGGCGCUGCUGAGCAAAAUGAGGCACUUCAGCCACCCCAACAUAGUCAAGCUGCUGGAUGCCUCAGCUGUAGCGGUGGGCCGGAGCCUGGACCUCACGCUGGUGCUGGAGUACAUCGAUCAGGAUCUGUCCACCUUCCUCUCCAAGGCUCCUGCUUCAGGCCUGAGCCACAACUGUAUCAAGAACGUGAUGCUGCAGCUGCUGCGAGGCCUGGACUUCCUGCACACGAACAUGGUGCUGCAUCGCGAUUUGAAGCCGGAAAACAUCCUGGUCAGCAGUCAUGGGGAGGUCAAGAUAGCUGAUUUUGGACUGGCACGGAUCUACACCUUUAACGUCGCUCUCACUCCCGGCGUGGUGACUCUCUGGUACCGAGCGCCUGAGGUGCUGCUGAACUGCGUUUACAUGUCCUCAGUGGACAUGUGGAGUGCUGGCUGCAUCUUUGCUGAGCUCUUCCUCCUCAGGCCGUUGUUUCAGGGAUACACAGAGGUCCAACAACUGCAGAAGAUCUUUGAGGUUAUUGGUCUGCCUGAUGAGGACGACUGGCCGGAGGACAGCCCAGUCUCAUACUCAGUCAGCCUGGGCCCAAAGGGCUCCUGCAUCAACCUGAUUCCCAACCUGGGCCCGGAUGAGAACGACCUGCUGGCUCAAUGUUUGGCGUUCAGGCCGAGCAGUCGCAUCUCGGCUGCCAAGGCUCUGGCUCAUCCGUUCUUCAGGAAGCACUGAAGGGUUCAGCGGCGCAGAAGGCACGGAAACAUCAGCCGCUGGUGCCUCCUCUUCCUCCUCACUGCACAGCCAGCUCCAAAGCAGACCCGUGCUGCUUAGAUUGUUCACCAACAUCAUGAUAGAGCUUUAGAGCAACAGCGUGUGCCUGCCUUAACGCACAAAACAAUCAUACUAUAGGAGAUGAUGAGCGUUGUCUUCUCCAACCUUUAAUGAUGACGUUUUCUGCUUUCAAACCAAGUUCAUUGAUUCUGAGUCCAUAAUUAUUGGGACAGUAAUGGUGUUCAGAUCUUCUGUGUUUUCCUUAUGUGUUGUAUUGAAAUAUAAAUUCUGUUUCCCUGUAACCGACCGAAGACGCCAGAAUGUGGAUGGGCUGCUUUGUUUUUUCACAAAAGUCUUUUUGAUUUAUGUUAUUUUGUUUUUUAUAUGAAGCUAAUUAUGGUGUAUCCACUGGAAUAGUUACACCUGUAUUUAUGUUUGUGUCGACAGACUUAUGUUUUACACUGUUCGUUCAUUCAUAUAAAUAAAUAUUACUUCAAAUCUG